Molecule: messenger RNA, 429 nt
Organism: Thelazia callipaeda (thelaziosis nematode)
Lineage: Eukaryota; Metazoa; Nematoda; Chromadorea; Rhabditida; Thelaziidae
Source: the annotation of a GenBank genome assembly
UUGUAUACUGUCACUGAAAAAAAUUUUGUAUCAAAAAUUUUUAAUUUCGAAUUGACAUGCGUUUGCAGAUCUUACGCACCAAUUCACGGCUUUAUUUGCGUGGUAAUAUGUACAUUCAGCAUUGUAGCAAAUAUGGUUCACGUUUUGGUACUAACAAGGCCAAAUAUGCGAUCUUCUGCCGUGAAUUGCGUAUUAACUGCGGUAGCACUAUGCGACAUGGGCACCAUGUCAUCAUAUUCUAUUUACAUUUUUCAUUUUGUCCUCUUUAAAGAUGAUGCUUGUUCACCUAUUUAUUCGUAUUUUUGGAUACGAUAUUUGUUAUGUCAUAUGGUAUUAAGCAUAGCUUUACAUACAACUUCUUUAUGGUUAGUUGUAGUAAUGGCUUUUAUUCGACGUAUGGCUAUAAACAGUGCAGUCCUUAAUAGGUAA